Alternaria ethzedia is the source of this 1668-nucleotide messenger RNA. RefSeq lists its product as uncharacterized. The coding region runs from base 1 to 1668 and encodes 555 amino acids. Gene Ontology annotation, biological process: transmembrane transport. NCBI's taxonomy places the organism in Eukaryota, Fungi, Ascomycota, Dothideomycetes, Pleosporales, Pleosporaceae. The transcript is spliced from 2 exons. Gene Ontology annotation, molecular function: transmembrane transporter activity. The record is from RefSeq and is a predicted model, not a curated record.
AUGUCCAUCUCUAACCUCAUAUUUUUCGACGAAAUCGCCUCAAGGCACGACAUCAUGAGCGACGAACCUGUAGAACUCACCAACCUUGGAGCGUCCAAGGUUGACACCCCACCAGAGGAUGCUACACCACGCGUUCAAUACCCGCGUGGUAUCCGCUUGGCUUUGAUAACUGUCGGCCUCGCUCUCUCCAUCUUUCUCGCUGCUUUGGAUUCAACAAUCAUCGCUACCGCAAUCCCGAGCAUCACCACGCAAUUCCGUAGCAUCAGCAGCCUGGCCUGGUAUGGCUCGUCCUACGCAAUUACCAACACCGCAUUUCAAUCUGCGUGGGGCAAAGCCUACCAGUACUUCAGCCUCAAAGCCACCUUCAUGUCUGCAAUUGCAGUGUUUGAGAUCGGUAAUGUAAUAUGCGCAACUGCACCAACAAGCGAGGUUUUGAUCUUCGGGAGGAUCGUGUCUGGCAUGGGCGGUGGCGGAGUGAUGACGGGUGCGUUCAUCAUCGUCGCAAUGACAGCUGGACCGCAAUACAGGGCCGCCUAUAUGGGCGUGUUUGGCGUGACUUUUGGAUCUGCAAGCGUCGUGGGACCAUUGUUGGGUGGCGUUCUGACAGACGGCCCUGGAUGGCGAUAUUGCUUUUGGAUCAGCCUACCGAUUGGUUUCGCUGCUGCGCUCACGAUGUUCCUCUGUUUCCAUGACCCUGGCAAGCCCAAGGAUGUACCUCUCCGCGAGAAGCUCCUGAAUUUGGACCUUAACGGCGCCAUCUUGCUAUCCGGAUGCUUCUCUUGCUUCAUCCUAGCCACGCACUGGAUCGGCAUCAUGCCUCCGACUAGUGCUCGUAUCAUUGGCAGCUUUAUCGGUUUCGUGGGCCUUUUCAUCUGCUUCGCGAUCAACGAACGCUACAUGGGGAGCUGCGCGAUGGUACAAGCUCGCGUGUUCAAGAACAAACUGGUCUUCGCCAAUCUGCUAUAUGCAUCCUUCAUUGCGGGCGCCUUCUUUCCGCUCAUGUAUACACUGCCAAUCCAGUUCCAAUCUGUCAACAACAACACGGCUUCGCAGAGUGGACUCCGACUUAUUCCACUCGUCAUGGGCGUCUCACUCUUCACUAUGAUAUCUAACGGAACCCUCACCUUCUGGCGCCACUAUAAGCCCUUCUUCUUUGUCGGCGCAAUCUUGGCCGUAGCUGGAAACAUAAAGAUACACUCCUUGGAUGCCAGCACACCAACUAGAGACUGGGUCGGCUUCGAGCUUUUGACAGCCACGGGAGUCGGCCUCGCUCUUCAGAUCCCGAUGAUUGCCAAUCAGGCUCUCGUUUCUGCAGACGACCUAGCCGCUGUAACAUCGAUGUCGCUCUUCAUGGAAAAUACUGGUACUGUAUUCUCCGUAGCAUCGAGUGAAGCGGCAUUCACGAACGGACUGCUUUCAAGCCUCGCCCGCAACCUGCCCGAACUGGACGCGAAGGAGAUAAUGGAUGCUGGCGCGACGCAGAUCCGCGGGCUGUUCUCAGGUCAUGAGCUUGAUCAGGUAUUGAGAGGGUAUCUGGAUGGCUGUAAGACCAGCCAUGUCAUUCCCGUAACCUGUGGCGCAGUCUGUGCGGCAAUCAGUUUGUCCAACGCUGUGCCGGCGACCUUACAAGGGAUAAAGAAGCGGCUUGGGAAAAGCCAUGAUCGAUGA